Molecule: messenger RNA, 944 nt
Organism: Labeo rohita (rohu)
Lineage: Eukaryota; Metazoa; Chordata; Actinopteri; Cypriniformes; Cyprinidae
Gene: dnal4b
Product: dynein, axonemal, light chain 4b
Exons: 4
Coding region: 155-475 (106 amino acids)
Biological process (GO): microtubule-based process
Cellular component (GO): dynein complex
Molecular function (GO): dynein light intermediate chain binding; dynein intermediate chain binding
Source: RefSeq, a predicted model, not a curated record
GCUCACGGACCAAUCACGACAGGCGACGCGUUACGAGGGGCGGGGUUACGCACACAGCUGUCGCUCAGGAGUGGUUGCUAUGGUGGACAUGUCUCUCUAGCGAUGUCGGUUUAAGCACAUCAAACUUAAAGUUCCGUUCAUUACGCUAAUCAUCAUGGCAGAGACAGUCGAUGGCAAGAAGGACGAGGCAGACUAUAAGAGACUACACAGCUUUCCUCUCAUACGGCACACAGAUAUGUCUGAGGAGAUGCGGGUGGAGACUAUGGAGCUCUGCGUUACGGCGUGUGAGAAGUUUGCCACUAAUAAUGAGAGUGCUGCUAAAAUGAUAAAGGAGUCAAUGGAUAAGAAGUUUGGGAGCUCUUGGCAUGUGGUGAUUGGCGAGGGCUUCGGUUUCGAAAUUACGCACGAAGUGAAGAACCUGCUUUACAUGUUCUUCGGUGGAGGUUUGGCAGUUUGCGUAUGGAAGUGUUCCUAACCCAAGCCCUAAAUGACUGACAAACACACUUUUUCAUGUGCUUUCUGACUUUAUAAUGGAUGUGCCACAUGAGUAUGUACUGAACAGGGUGCAUCAUUUCAUACGGUUUAUUUUGAAUGUAGCAUUUUAUGUUUUCAUCUCUGUUUUAGCUGUUCUCUCAAAGCUGGCAGGCCAUCUGUGGUUUUAUUGUCCAUCUCUGUCACUCUUUCUCCAUCUGUCUCUUUUCUGUCUUUUUAUCUGUCCAUUCUCAGUUGCUUAUCAUUUCCAUCCCUUUCAUUUUUUUCUGAAGGAUAAAGUAUUUUUAUAAGACAAAGUGCUAUUUUUUAAUUAAUAUGUGAAUACAUAUGAUCUGUUUCUAAAACCUCAGAUAUUUUAUAGGAGUUGUACAUUUUGCACAUUGUAAUGUGUAAUUGUUUUUAUUAAUAACUUAUGUUAUUGUCUUGUGUAAUAAAACCUACUUAGAAAUCUC